This is a messenger RNA of Mangifera indica (mango), 1632 nucleotides long. Its product is annotated as probable WRKY transcription factor 7. The record is from RefSeq and is a predicted model, not a curated record. Gene Ontology annotation, biological process: regulation of DNA-templated transcription. Gene Ontology annotation, molecular function: sequence-specific DNA binding; DNA-binding transcription factor activity. NCBI's taxonomy places the organism in Eukaryota, Viridiplantae, Streptophyta, Magnoliopsida, Sapindales, Anacardiaceae. The coding region runs from base 183 to 1244 and encodes 353 amino acids. The transcript is spliced from 3 exons.
UCCAUCAACAGGCCCCUUUUUUUUUUAAUAAUCAUCUUAAGCGUUCUUUCUUUUGCUUUUAUUUUGAAUUUUUUUUCCUUUUUUAGCUCUGCUUCAUAAUCCUUGUAAGACGAGCUCCUGUCUGUAACUAUAAAGAUUCAAAUAUACCCUUUUACCAUUUUCAGUGCGUCGUGUUAAAAGAAAUGGCUGUGGAGCUUAUGAUGGGUUAUGGUUGCGCUGAUGGUUUUGCAGCAUCAACCCAAAUGGAAGAGAAUGCUGUUCGAGAAGCUGCAUCUGCUGGUAUGCAGAGCAUUGGUGAGUUCAUCAAAUUAUUGUCCCGAAAUCAAGUCCCCGAACAACAUUUCCCAGAAGCCUCCUCUUCUUCAAAUCUUGAAACCGACAAAGAAAUCAAGGUUGCUGCCGAAGUCGCUGUAAACAAUUUUAAGAGAGUUAUUUCUUUACUGGAUCGACCGAGAACUGGCCACGCUAGAUUCAGAAGAGCACCUUUGAGUCCUCCGCCUGUUAUUCCUCAGAAAGAACAAAAACAAGUUGCAGAAGCGGGGCCAUCCGUUUUAUCGAUUAAUCAUCAAUCAAACGAACAGGUUUCAGCUUUUAAGGUCUAUUGCCCUACCCCAAUUCAUCGUUUGCCUCCUUUGCCUCAUAAUCACCACCCACAUCAGGUUCAUAAGACUCCUUCUGUGGCGGUCAUCAAGACUAUGUAUGCAGAGAGAAGUGAUGUGCCAACUACUAUCAAUUUUUCACCACCAACUUCGUUCAUAUCGUCGCUCACUGGCGAUACGGAUACCAUACAGCCUUCUUUUUCCUCUGGGUUUCAAUUCACCACUCCUUCUCAUGUUCAAUCGGUUGGUAAGCCGCCUUUAUCUUCGUCUUCUCUUAAAAGAAAGUGCAAUUCCUUGGAUGAUGCUGCGCUAAAGUGUGGUUCAUCUUCUGGCCGCUGCCAUUGUUCCAAGAAAAGGAAAUCAAGGGUUAAGAAAGUUGUUAGAGUCCCUGCAAUUAGCUCCAAGAUGGCCGAUAUUCCACCUGAUGAUUUCUCCUGGAGAAAAUAUGGCCAAAAACCCAUCAAAGGCUCCCCUCAUCCAAGGGGAUAUUACAAAUGCAGUAGUGUUAGAGGCUGCCCAGCACGCAAACAUGUAGAACGAGCACUCGACGAUCCAAUGAUGCUGAUUGUGACAUACGAAGGAGAUCACAGUCACUCUGUGCCUAUCCAUGAUGCGCCUGCUGCAGUGGUCCUCGAAUCAUCUUAGUGAACUCAUCAGACGGCGAAGAUGAGAUGUUUGAAAAUUGAAUCACACCCUUCCAAAAGUGGGGUAUCAGUAAGUUGCUCAGAUAGUCAACGAAGAUGCUGGGCAGUGUCUUGAAGAAAGAAAAAAAGAUUGAUUAGUGGGGGUUACCUAAAUAGGAUUCCUUCGUUUUUGGCUUCUGUUUUCGUUUUUGGUUGAAGACUUUGUUUAAAAGGAAAAAGAAAUGGGAAAGCGUAGAAAUUGUGGAUUUUGGCAGACUUCGAUUCUUGCAAAUACAAGUAGUGGGUUCGCUCUUUUGUUUUUAAUUAUUUUAUUUCUAAAUGUUCUUAUACUCGUCUCAGAUCAGAUGGAAUUUAGCUUUAUAUAAAUAUAGUGGUGGAUCUUGCUUGGA